AUGUCUUCCAAGCACUUCAUCCAUGACCCAACUCAUCUGGUCAACUCGGCUCUCCACAGCCUCACAAUCACCAACCCAAACGUGGCCCUGGACUCCGCCUCCAAAAUCAUCUACCGGCGUCCCAGUCAUGCACCCACCCGAGUAUCCGUCGUCUCUGGCGGAGGCUCCGGCCACGAACCGUCAUUUGCCGGCAUGGUCGGACCAGGCAUGCUUUCUGCCGCCGUGGCCGGCACCAUUUUUGCCAGCCCAUCCGCCGAGCAGGUCCGGGUGGCAAUCACCUCGCGCGUAGAUGCCGCCGAGGGCGUCUUGGUCGUGGUCAUGAACUACACCGGCGACGUGCUCAACUUCGGCGUGGCUGUCGAAAAGGCCAAAGCCGCUGGGCUCAAGGUCGACAUGGUCGUCGUCGGCGACGAUGUCGGCGUGGGCAAGGCCAAAGCCGGCAAGGUUGGCCGGCGGGGGAUCGCCGGGACCGUCCUCGUCUUGAAGAUUGCCGGCGCCUUGGCCGCCCAAGGCCGGUCGCUGGAGGAGGUUGCCAAGGUUGCCCAGCUGGCGAGCGAUAACCUCGUCAGCGUGGGCGCGAGCCUAGAGCACGUCCAUGUUCCCGGCAGGAGCGUCGGCGCGGACUCGGAAUCCGACGGCGAGGUCGAGAUCGGCAUGGGCAUCCACAACGAGCCGGGCUCCGGACGCGCCAGGCUCGACUUGCCGCAGCUGGUGGGGGAGAUGCUCGCCCAGCUGCUGGAUCCGAGCGACGCCGACCGCGCGUUUCUCGACGUCAACUCCAACGAGGUGGUCCUGCUGCUCAACAACCUCGGCGGCGUGUCCGCCCUCGAGAUGGGCGGCAUCACGACCGAGGUCGUCUCCCAGCUCGGUUCCAAGCACGGCAUACGGCCCGUCCGCGUCAUCUGUGGCACCUUCAUGACCAGCCUGAACGGACUGGGGUUCAGCAUCUCCUUGCUGAACGUGGUGAACACGGACAUCGGCGGGCCCGGGAUGGUUGAGCUGCUCGACGCCGCGGCAGAGGUCACGGGCUGGUCGGCCCCCAUUCGCAAGGAAACGUGGGAGGCCAAGAACACGGCCACGAGGACGGAGCACCCCGGCGCAAACGAGGAGUCGAAGCCGAGCGGGCUGGCGACGGAUAAAGAUGCCGCACAGGCCAGGUUGACCACGGCGUUGGAGAGAGUGGCUGCUGCCGAGCCAGACAUUACCAGAUACGACACUGUCGUAGGAGACGGCGACUGCGGAAUCGGGCUGAAGAGAGGCGCAGAAGCCGUCCUGAAGCACAUCAGCCAACGCCCGCUCACGGGCGACGUCGUCGUGGACCUCUCAUCCAUCAUCCCCGUCGUCGAGUCCGCCAUGGACGGCACGUCCGGCGCCCUCUACGCCAUCUUCCUCAACGCGCUCGCCCACGCGCUCGCCACCCUCGCCCCCGGCACAGCCUCCCCCGAAACCUGGGCCAAGGCCCUCAGGCAGUCGUGCGACGCCCUGUCGCGGUACACGCCGGCCCGGCCCGGCGACCGCACCCUCGUGGAUGCGCUGUACCCGUUCGUCGACGUGCUGGAGGAGACGGGGCGUCUCGAAAAGGCCGCGCAGGCGGCGAGGAAGGCGGCGGAUGAGACGAGGGGCAUGCAGGCGAGCCUGGGGAGGACCGUGUACGUCGGCGGCAGAGGCUUCGAGCAGGUGCCUGAUCCGGGAGCCUUUGGGCUGGCCUGUUUCCUCGAGGGGCUGGCCGGCGUGAAGGGGAACGCCGAAGACGGCUGGGAGAAGAUAUGA
Molecule: messenger RNA, 1770 nt
Organism: Ustilaginoidea virens
Lineage: Eukaryota; Fungi; Ascomycota; Sordariomycetes; Hypocreales; Clavicipitaceae
Exons: 2
Coding region: 1-1770 (589 amino acids)
Biological process (GO): glycerol catabolic process
Cellular component (GO): cytosol
Molecular function (GO): glycerone kinase activity; ATP binding
Source: RefSeq, a predicted model, not a curated record